AUGGGGAAACGAGAGCCCUACUGCGAUAAGUGGAGUUUACCUGGCUGGAGGAUAGAGCAGAAAUAUGGCAACAAAGUCCUCAUAGGUAACUGGGUGGAAGAGAAACUGCAGUUCAGCAGGGAAUGUCAGACGGCCAACAGCACCAGCCGGUCAGACUACCAGCCUCAUUGGAACCAUCGACCAGACGUCUUCCUGAGACGAAGUGCCCUGAGGAGGGCAGAGGGUCUUCCCAGCAAGCUGCUCCUAUCCCACCACGGCAUCCCCAACUCCCACUGCCUGGUGACCCUCUACGACGAGGCGUAUGCCCGCAUGCCCGGUGCCGCCCUGCCCGCGCUGCGCUCCUGGCACCCUGACAAGAUGGCGUGGGCGCCGGAGAGGUCAGACGAACCAGCAGUAGCCCCCCCUACUAACUUCGGCCUGGCUCGGUCCAGACGGCUCCAUCUGGAGCAGCAGCGGGAGCCCCUCCCGGCGCUCAGCGUCUACGCCUCGUCCUACCAGAGGCUCCCGGCCAGCGCCUUCCCCCAGCGCGCCUCGGCCAGCGCUCCGCGAGGCCUCUCCAGCAGACUCUACCCUGCCAACAACCACAACAAGGACCUGGAGCUGAGGCAGCAGCCCAGCAGGCUGGUCCCAGACAGCUACCCCAGCCUCGGGCUCCUCCCGUCCCUCGGCCGGGCCUAG
Molecule: messenger RNA, 678 nt
Organism: Hypomesus transpacificus
Lineage: Eukaryota; Metazoa; Chordata; Actinopteri; Osmeriformes; Osmeridae
Gene: cfap107
Product: cilia and flagella associated protein 107
Exons: 4
Coding region: 1-678 (225 amino acids)
Source: RefSeq, a predicted model, not a curated record